AUGUGGGGUAUGGAUUGGUCCAGAUUUAACUACAUUGAUUGGUCACUGACAACAUCUCAGAGUAGCUGUGUUGCUCGAGCAAUUGAGAAAACGAACUGCGCGGCCAAUGACAGCAAGUGCAUAUGCAAGUCAGAACAUUACCUAGGUUAUCUAGAGUACUGCUCCACGAAAAAAUGCAGUUCAGCAGAUAAAGACGACGCCAUCAAGGCUGCCACCAGUGUGUGCAGCAUUGUUCUCCAGGAUAUCAAUGAAGAUGAUUCGGCAUUCAAAGUCCAAAAGCGUUCUGGCGACCACCGUGAUAGAGGUCAUUCCCAGCAUCACUCAUCUCCUGCACCAGCCCCUGUGUCGCCUGGCAACUCACCGCAAGGGCCGCAGAAGGCUGCAAACAACCCACCAAACGGACCUGCAAGAGGUCCACCAAAUCACCCUCUCCCCCCUGCUCCUGUUCCUGCUCAUCACCCGCCUGGUCCUCCUGGUCCACCAGGCCCGCCGGGUCCCCCACCCAUCACAUGGUUUACGCCAACACCAGUUCACACAGUGGUCCCCUGA
Molecule: messenger RNA, 549 nt
Organism: Aureobasidium melanogenum CBS 110374
Lineage: Eukaryota; Fungi; Ascomycota; Dothideomycetes; Dothideales; Saccotheciaceae
Exons: 2
Coding region: 1-549 (182 amino acids)
Source: RefSeq, a predicted model, not a curated record